AUGGCUUGUGAGAGUGGCGGAUCAGUUGAGAAGAACUUAUGGAGCCGCGUCGUGACCACCGGUGCAAAGGUGAGGUGCAAGGUGGGAGUGCUGAGCAAGUCCCGUGGCGAUAAGACAAUCAACUUCUCCCGCUUCACCUUUAUCAUCAUUGUGGGUAAGAACAUGGACCUCCACUGCUUCGCAGAAUAA
Penicillium macrosclerotiorum is the source of this 189-nucleotide messenger RNA. RefSeq lists its product as uncharacterized. The record is from RefSeq and is a predicted model, not a curated record. NCBI's taxonomy places the organism in Eukaryota, Fungi, Ascomycota, Eurotiomycetes, Eurotiales, Aspergillaceae. The transcript has a single exon. Bases 1 to 189 code for a protein of 62 amino acids.